AUGACUACAGCCCUCCCCAUUUCCCUUCCAGGAAUGUCUGCUGCCCCUCAGUUCUUUCCCUCUGCUUCUGGGUUCGAGAUCAAGGGCCCUGUCUUCAAUUCUCACAUAUACCCUCUUCCAAUUGAAGCCCCUCCUCAUGCAUCUACCCUCCCCUCGCCCUCAAAACUUACCAGUCUUGCACAUGAUUACAAUUCCGUUCCACUGGUUGAAAGCGAAAUUUACGCCCAAAUGUUGCUCCUUCGGAAAAAGGGAUAUCCUUUGUGGAAACCCAAAUCGGACAACUCACGCCUACCAGAGUCGUACAAAAGAGAAGGGAUUCACAUCGGAGAUGUUGGGAUACUCACGGAAUCUGGAGGGUUUGAUUAUCUUUUCAAUAUUUGUCAAGGGCCAGAUCAUGAAUUGAAUUUGGGAAGAGUUCCCGAGGAUUUUAGACCUAUUUUAGAUUUUGAUUGUGACGAUACAGAGGAUUACACACAAGAAUAUGAAUUGGGCUCUCAUGUUGCGAGUGACCCUAAUCGUAUCCACCAGAGAAGAAUACCAGCUUCGCCAACUCCAAACAACCCAUUCAAAAACCGACUGCAUUCAGCAAUACCCGAUGAAGUCGGCGCAGGGCUAUCUUAUAGCUCGACAGCUUCUAAAGGUGCUCUUCUCGUGCUACCAGAAGGAGGAAAAAGAGUCGAUCACCUGCAUCGAGCAAGAUUUGAAAAAUAUGCUGCUGAAUGUGCACCUUCAUGGUACAUGCAUGUCAACGGAGCGCUAGGCCGUACAGCUUACAACGGAUCCUUGUAUCUUGUCACCGGCUUUGACAAGGCACGGGCAUGGGGAGUAGCAUCAUUCAGCGAUGCAAUACCAGAAAAUAUUCAGUUGGAAUAUGUGCCCAAGUCCACUCAUAGCGAAGAUCGAUACCCAAAAUAUUGGUUUCGUACAUGCAAUUCUGCCUCAUCGUCGAGCGGCGCCGAUGACAGGUAUGGACAACAAUCUGGAUGUGUCUUUUUGCGGGGUUUCAAAAUUGCUGUAAGAGAAACCUGGUUUCGCGAGAAGGUUACCGAGAUACUUCACAUCUAUAACCUGGAUGCCGAUAGUCUGUUCCCUAAAGCGCCAAAUCCAGAAGCUCGUUGGUCGUCGAUAUUGCGACGGUGGCUGUAUCCUCUUCAUCAGGUACCUACCCCUUCUGAACAUAAAUUUGCGCUUAAUGAAGAUGCAACGAAAGUUGAUUUGGAUUACAUAUCCAGCAUUCAUAUAUAUCAUCCUUCGGACAUAAUCAACCAUUGGAUUCUACAGAACGAUGAUCAGCAGAUGCCAGAUGACGAGGAACUGAUUCGCCGUAUUCAAACUAGCAAUCUACAUGUCCAACACGGUCUCACGGCUAGCAGCUAUACUUAUGCAUGUUUCGUUCUCUCCCAAAAACCCAGAAUAUCUAUUCACAACCAGAAACUUGGGGAUUUAACUGCGCAAGCGAAAAUUCUUCGUGGUGACAUCCACAUGCAGACUCUGCAAAUGCAACAAUUGCAGACACAAUACGCUAGUAUGCCUAACCAUAUAAUGAUGGCAAGGAUGCGUUUCUUGGAAAUCAACAUCGCCGAGAAAAGACAAGAUUUGGACGAUAUUAUGACAUUGUUGUCACAGUUGAAUAACAGAGGUAAUAGUAAAGGCAAUACUAUACAUACCAGUGCUUUGCGGGAAUUCCCUGAUAGCGGAAAUCGACUGGGGCAAUCCUCUUCUUUUGGAAAUGUGAUGCAAUCACCGGUUGCUAAUUCUUUUGCGGGUAGCAGUCGUACUCUACUACCCACUGCUGAUGAACACACUUCUAAGUGGACAAACCCCGACUGGGAAGCGGUUGUCAAAUCUCUGCAGAAUGAAGACAUACACCACACGGUCGAAAACGUUGAAGAAAUUGAAAGAGAUGAUACUCUUCCUUCUUAUUCAACCAUUAUGUUUCAGGAGAACUUUGAUGCAUAUUUACUUGAUGCAUCUGUUGAUAUUCAAGAUGAAGAUGAGUACAAUAUGGGAACGCCUGACUUAAUCCCAUCCUCGUCAAAUUCGAGCCCCUUUUAUGGUUUUGGCAAAAUGGAUAACCACACCCUUGCUUUACUAGAUGUCAAACAACAAGAGUACAAUCAGUUGAGGCUGGGUGUAUCUAAGGAAAUUGACGGAGGGGAAUCAGCUAACAGCACUCAUUGGGAUAGCCACGCAACUACGCUGCCAUCUUCAGAGGACUGGGAAAUAUAUAAUUCUUAGUUAUCUUCAAUUCUUUGUAUGUUACAGUUAGUAGAUAGUUUGCAAGACAAUGUGGUUCACAUUUGCUUUCAACCACCUUCUAAGGCUUGCUAAGUCCUUGCCCCCUUCUCAAAGCCAAAUCACAUAAAUCCUUUUAACACAUCUCUCUCGACUCACUUCAAGCUCUGAUUCCAUUGGAAUAUGAAAUUGACAUCCUCUUCCCCUCUUUCUGUAACC
Lentinula edodes (shiitake mushroom) is the source of this 2454-nucleotide messenger RNA. RefSeq lists its product as uncharacterized. The transcript is spliced from 7 exons. Bases 1 to 2238 code for a protein of 745 amino acids. Lineage: Eukaryota; Fungi; Basidiomycota; Agaricomycetes; Agaricales; Omphalotaceae. The record is from RefSeq and is a predicted model, not a curated record.